Parnassius apollo (apollo) is the source of this 378-nucleotide messenger RNA. NCBI's taxonomy places the organism in Eukaryota, Metazoa, Arthropoda, Insecta, Lepidoptera, Papilionidae. The record is from the annotation of a GenBank genome assembly.
AUGGCAAAUAAUAAUAGAGGUCGUCGUUUGGUUGAAUUGUCACUUAAUACUGACGAAGGUACUAAUUUAGAAGCUAGUAAAAAAAGUUAUUCACAAGAUAGAGAUAAAAGUAGCACAUCAGGUUUAAAGCGGAAAAGGGCGAGCUCUUUAUAUACGGCAGUAGAAGUGGAACCUAAGAAUAUUCGGCGAAAUUCUAUUGAAACACGAUGCCCAAUAUUGCCAUUCCCACAUUCUGUUCAAAGUAAACAACAACUAUUCAAUCAGUCUCCAGUACUUUGCACAUCUUCUAGUGGUGUAGUUAAAACUUGGUCUGUCGAAAAUGUGUCAGAAUUACAUUCAACUUCGAAGACCAUUGUAAUCGAUCGUUGGUUGCCCUAG